CUCACACGCACACCUACAUCUCUCUCUCUCUCUCUCUCUCGCACACAUCUCUCUCUCUCUCUCACACACACACACACACACACACACACACACACCCUCCCUGCCUGUCUCACUCUUCUCCUGUCUCUCACUCCUUCCUCCGGUUCUCCAGGUUUAGUUGGCUGACUGUGUGAGCCUGUUACCAACUUGCAUGCGGGAAGGAGAGAGCCGCACGCGCACUCGGUCCCCGGGCUCGCGCUUUAAACCUGUGCGGAAGAAAGAAAGCGCGCCGGGAUUUAUGAGGUAUUGUCUCUCGGUUAAACGGCUCGCUGUACGGCACUAAUCAACACGUGAGUGCGCGCGUGGGCUCCUCUGUCAUGGUGCGGAGCGCUCCCCCGGAGCUCCAUGCAGCACUCUCCGCGCGCAUGCACAUGCACGCGUGAGCGGAGCCGCUUCCGUGUGCACCGUCGCCUCGUUGACACAUGGCCGCGGCUAUCGCGAGCUCGCUCAUCCGGCAGAAACGGCAAGCGCGCGAGUCCGGCAACGACCGCGGGACCGCCUCGGCGCGGCGCUCGAGUCCCGGUAAGGAGGCGCGCGUGCUGUGCGGUAGGCGCCUGUACGGGCUCUUCAGCAAAGUGCGCUUCUGCAGCGGCGGGAAGAAGCGGCCCGCGCCACGGAAACCAGAGCCACAGCUGAAGGGGAUUGUGACAAGGCUGUUCAGCGAACAGGGGUUUUACCUGCAGAUGAAACCAGAUGGAACCAUUAAUGGGACCAAAGAUGAGAACAGCGACUACACUCUUUUUAAUUUGAUUCCAGUGGGUCUGCGUGUUGUGGCCAUUCAAGGUGUGAAGGCAGGACUUUAUGUGGCCAUGAACACUGAGGGAUUCCUCUAUACAUCAGAUCUUUUUACGGCGGAGUGUAAGUUUAAGGAGAGUGUGUUUGAGAAUUACUAUGUGAUCUACUCGUCCACUCUGUAUCGUCAACACGAGAGCGGACGUGCCUGGUUCCUCGGCCUCACCAAGGACGGCAUCAUCAUGAAAGGAAACCGCGUCAAGAAAACCAAACCUUGCUCACACUUCGUCCCCAGACCCAUCGAGGUGUGUAUGUACAAGGAGCCGUCACUGCACGAGUUAGAAGAGAAGCAGCGCAGCCGGAAAGACUCAGGGACGCUGAGCAUGAACGGAGGGAAUCAGCCGAACCCGGACUCGACCGAGCAGGACGGCUCAUAGCUGCUCUCUCACACCCUCACAAACUCACUCACACACACACACACACACACACACACACAUAUAUAUAUAUAUAUAUAGCACCUCACAGAGUUCGCACCUCAACAGGAGAAAAAUCACCCUACAAGAAAAAGCAGAUUGAAAUCUGCAAUCCUGUGAAUGUCUCAGAAAGGAAACAAAGAAAAAAAAAGGGGGGGGAAAAUCCUGUAUUUGAAACCAGGACAUUUUAUGCAAAGCCUGCCGAGAGUGAGUGUGUGUGUGUCCAUGUGUGUGUGUGUGUGUGUGUGUGUAAGUGUGUGUGUGUGUGUGUUAUACCUUGGAUACGAAAUGAAAAAUGCUGUGUAUGUAUGUAUGUAUGUAUGUGUGUGUGUGUGUGUGUGUGUGUGUGUGUGUGUUUGGAAGUUUAAGCUUUAAAGCCAUGUACCAAUCGUCACGUCAUGAAUUUAUGAAUGCAAAAGCACCUUCAUGCGCUUCUUUCUGUGUGUGCGUGCGUGUGUGUGUGUGUGUGCUGCUCUGAUCAUCGCUAUGAAUCGUCAGUCUCGGAUUCUCCUCUCCGAUUGGCUUAAGUAGUGAACGCCCGCCCUGUACCCGGCUGACGGGCUGCAUUGUGAUCUCAGUGGACUUCAAAUUGCCAUCGAUUUUGAGAAAUCGUUUCGCUUGUACGUCUCUUUCCAGAAUGUCUGUUUGGACAUUUUACGCGCGUUUUACAAGCUACGUUCGCGCUGGCGAGCGACAAAUCGCUUUGCGUCGCUUGUGGGCAUGGCCUGUCUGGAAUUUUGGCCUGUCCGCUGUACGACUUCUACGGUACGCAUGACGAGUUUGAUUUACGUUUCUUGCCAGGCUUCGUUGGCAGAUUCGCAGAUUUUGCGGGAAACCUACUCGAAUCUGCGCAAUCGCGAUCAAUUGUUCGACGCACGUGAAUCGAAGACGCCUUCAGUCGAAGGACGUCACGUGACGCGUCUCGGCCCGAAUCUGCGGUAACGCUGGAAAAAUUGCGAGCUCUUCCGGAUAUUUUGCGGAGUUUCCUUGAUUUUGCGUUCGUUUCUGCGAUCGCGAAAUCAGUAAAAUCCUGUAGAGACUAGCUAGUGUAUUAGCUCCGCAUGCUCACCAGAGGCACAGACGAUUUCUGUUGCUUCCGCUCUAGAGGAAUCUCUAUAGACAUAUAGUGCUGUAUAUAACAGGAUAAGUUAGACCACGGUUAUAUGGAAACUAAUAGCAGGUAGGAACUAAGGUUGUGAGCGGCGAGCUGAAGAAAUGUCGAACCACACGCGAUAUAGGAUUGGUCCGUUACAGUGUCGUACCUAAUUUACAUAGAACUGAGAAAAAUCUGAAAUGACUGACAUCGCGGAUCCGAUUGCACCACGUGGUCACCUGUCACGUCCGAGUGUGAACGCCAGGUAAGGAGCGACAAGUGAGGUAAAAACGUAACUGUUGUAGUUUGGUGGUUUGCAGCACCCUAGUGGACUGUGGCGGAACUGCAGGCUAUCGUAUGUUGUGUUUUGAGAAACUGGUGAAUCAGAUGUAAUUGAGAUGUACAUGAAGGGGUUUUAGUGGAGUCAUCAUUAUUAACAGAUGAUUGUACGCAUGUUAACAAAGAUAGUCUUAGGCUUAAGUCAGUUGUGCAUUACCGCUGUUGUUGCGUGUAGUGGGCUGCAUGUUUUGUGUGUGUGUGUGUGUGUGUGUGUGUGUGUGUUUAAUUUAUUAUCCUUUUUUUAAAUGCUUUUUAAAAAUGCUCUUCUGCACUUUUAAGCCUCGUUACUCUGGAUUUCGCGAGAAUAUUUAAAGUUAGGCUGCCUUGUUUAAAUCCUCGGAGAAGAGGUCUAAUCCGCGUUGUGUCUGAAU
Messenger RNA from Ictalurus furcatus (blue catfish), 3047 nucleotides. RefSeq names its product fibroblast growth factor 12b (gene fgf12b). The coding region runs from base 462 to 1208 and encodes 248 amino acids. The transcript has 5 exons. Gene Ontology annotation, molecular function: growth factor activity; fibroblast growth factor receptor binding. The record is from RefSeq and is a predicted model, not a curated record. Gene Ontology annotation, biological process: positive regulation of protein phosphorylation; animal organ morphogenesis; positive regulation of gene expression. NCBI's taxonomy places the organism in Eukaryota, Metazoa, Chordata, Actinopteri, Siluriformes, Ictaluridae. Gene Ontology annotation, cellular component: cytoplasm.